Giardia duodenalis is the source of this 651-nucleotide messenger RNA. Its product is annotated as 5'-3' deoxyribonucleotidase, putative. The record is from RefSeq and is a predicted model, not a curated record. NCBI's taxonomy places the organism in Eukaryota, Fornicata, Diplomonadida, Hexamitidae. Gene Ontology annotation, biological process: pyrimidine deoxyribonucleotide catabolic process. The coding region runs from base 1 to 651 and encodes 216 amino acids. The transcript has a single exon. Gene Ontology annotation, molecular function: 5'-nucleotidase activity. Gene Ontology annotation, cellular component: mitochondrion.
AUGAGGAUCUUGGUUGACAUGGAUGACACUCUUUGCGACUGGAUGGGCGCCUCUACAGCUCGCAUAACAGAACUGGGGUAUCCCGUUAGUAGGGACCCGCAUGCAUACCCCGUUUCAAUAGUCUUGUCGGAGGAUUAUGGGCUUCGCGCCACAACUCUUUUAUACCGCGCAAUGCGAGAACCAGGAUUCUUCAUAAAUCUGCAGCCACAUAAAGAGGCUGUGGAAAUGGUACGUUGUUUGGAUUCGCUUGGCUUUGACGUGUGCAUUUGCACGAUGCCCCUCCCCUAUGACAAGGAGGACUGGUGCAAGGAGGAAAAGCGGGCAUGGGUGGCUAACCACCUGGGCUAUAAGUUUGUCGAUAAGAUGAUCUUUUCGUCGCGGAAGUACGAGGUUGCGGGGCUCUAUUUGAUUGAUGACUCGCCUGUGACAGUGCAUUAUGCUGAAACGCACAAUCCUCAAUGGAAGCCUGUCCUUGUCAACCACUUCUAUAACAAGGAUCUCUUUUGCGAGCGGCGCGUUUCUCUAGAGACCAUGCAGAGGGAUGUGCUUGAAAUACUGAAUAGAGACGGUAUUCUGCCGUCAGAUUCCGCUACUCUUACCCCAUCAAUCAGCGAAUUGCAGUUCACUCUUGCGCAAGAGACAAUUGCUUAA